UAGGGGAAGUUCCUCAACAUCUGCACAGUGGACAGUACAGUGGUUCGUGCCAGGUAGACCAGCAGAACAGCUCGCAGUUCAGAGCAACCAGGGAUUUCUUUUGAAGAUCACACAACUCCGCCAACAUGCCUAAGUGUCCAAAGUGUACUAAGGAAGUGUACUUUGCUGAGAGGGUGACAUCGCUGGGGAAGGACUGGCACAGGCCCUGUCUGAAGUGUGAGAAGUGCAACAAGACCCUGUCAGCAGGCUCACAUGCUGAGCAUGAGGGGAAGCCCUACUGCAAUAACCCCUGUUACGCUGCGCUGUUCGGACCUAAAGGGUUUGGGCGUGGCGGCGCUGAGAGCCACACAUAUACUAAAUAGACCUUGACUCAGUUCAUCAACCUUGAAGAGCAGACAUUUGACGAAGAAGAAGAAUCAGCUAAACGAAACAAUAAUGAAUAAAACAAUGUUACAAAAUAAACCAUCCUGUUUUGGAACUAGUGUAUAUUAUUGUUAACAUUUAUUGUGGAAUGUCAUUGGAUGUGAUACCACAUGGCUAAUGUUCUUAGGGGUUUCAUUGUCAGUUUUUAACAUUCCUCAUCCUUUUUUAAAAUAAACAUCUGGUUUGUAAUUUCA
Messenger RNA from Clupea harengus (Atlantic herring), 617 nucleotides. RefSeq names its product cysteine rich protein 1 (gene crip1). NCBI's taxonomy places the organism in Eukaryota, Metazoa, Chordata, Actinopteri, Clupeiformes, Clupeidae. The record is from RefSeq and is a predicted model, not a curated record. Gene Ontology annotation, biological process: intrinsic apoptotic signaling pathway in response to DNA damage; regulation of gene expression. Gene Ontology annotation, molecular function: zinc ion binding.